AGACCCUGUUGAAACAAACCGACCGCACCGAGGAGCGAGUGACGACGACGUGCUAACUAGUUAGCCGGGUAGCUACCACUAUCUGGUGUGUUCGCGGUGGGGGCGAAUUUCUGUAUAAAAUAGGAUACAAAAACAGCAUAUAUUGCAUUUUAGUUUAGUUUAGCCACCCGGGUAAUUUAAUUAUGCCCAGCAAAAAGAAGAAAUACAACGCCAGAUUCCCUCCGGCAAGGAUUAAGAAGAUUAUGCAGACAGAUGAAGAAAUAGGCAAAGUGGCUGCAGCAGUACCUGUUAUUAUUUCAAGAGCCCUGGAGCUUUUUUUGGAAUCGUUGCUCACAAAGGCCUGUCAAGUCACCCAAUCUAGGAACGCAAAGACAAUGACAACGUCGCAUCUAAAGCAGUGCAUUGAGCUGGAGCAACAGUUUGAUUUCUUAAAAGACCUGGUGGCCACGGUGCCAGAUAUGCAGGGUGAGGGAGAAGAGAACCACACCGAGGGGGGAGGAGAGAAAGUCUCGCGCAGAGGUCGAAAACCAGGGUCCGGUCGCAAGAAUGGAGGUGCUGGCGCCAAAGGCAAGGACAAGAAGUUAUCUGGAACAGAGUCAGAACAAGAGGAUGAAUCUGAAUUCAGCGACACAGACGGGGACGAGGAGGACGGCUCUCAGUCGAGCACAAAUCUGCAAGCUCCAUCCACGUUCCACAGCGUUAACACCCCCACUCAGUACAUGCACAUGGGCAACUUGGUUGUGACGCAACCCCUGGACAUGGUGCUUACCCCACACACCUCCAUGAUGGGCUUAGGACCAGCUCCCACGGCACCCGCACCACACAAGAACGGGGAUGACGACGACGAAGACUAUGACUCUUAGCUCGUUCUCACCGCUCCACUCACUCUCUUACACAAACACACACACACACACAGUCUUUUGACGUUAUUUUUUUGAAUUCUUAAGUUUAUUUUCUAGCGGCUGCUGUAAGCAUAGGAGCGAGAGACUCUUCAUUGCAGCCUGCUGACCAAAAAAGCCCUUGACGGCAAGCUGUAAGAGCCACCACCGCGCGAGACACAAUACCUGUAUAUUAUGCGUUUUAAUUUUCAUUUUUUAAGAGGAUCUUUUAUUUUAUUGUAGAGGAGAGUCCAACAAGGAUGUUUUUUAACAAGUCAGCCGCUUGAUUUUUGACUAGGAAAAAUGACAGGUGUCACUGUUUUUUGCCACGAGCCCCUUACAGACACAAUAGGUUUGGGCUGUCGCCUCGCAGCUUUUUCUUUUCUUUUUUUUUUCUCUUUUAGAAACUUUUCUUUUUUCCUCAGUUUUCUGUUAGAGACCCGAACAUAUCAGUCAUCGUCGCUCAGACCCUCAGGUUGGCUAAAAGAAACCAUACAUAGUAAUUAAAGCCUUUGAUUCAAGGCAACAGCAGGGUAUUCGGAAGGUGAUCAUCAGGGAGGUUGGUGUCUCACUGCUUAAGUGUUAUGACUAUGUUAUAGAUUGGUUGUGAUAUACAGCUGUUAAGCUGCAACCCCUACUUCCCGGCUUUGUCACAACUUGCAGCCCAAUUGUUAAGCUGUAAUGUAACAUAAACAAGGAAGCAGGUGUAUGUUUUACUAUAGGUUAGCUAGCUACAGCUUCUUCUUUUUUUCCAAUUAGUUUCCAUUUUUAAGUCACGUUUUUAUCAAGAGAACGGUAAACCUCCACAGCCCUGAAGUCAAUCAUAUCAGCAGGCUUACAUUGUUUGUUGUUUAUGGCUCUGCCAGAGGUCAGUUGCUUUGGCAGUUGGAGCUAAUUAUUAUUAGCUCCAACUGCCAAAUAGCCCUAAAUUUCCCAUCAGAAGUAUACUGUGACUCUUGGACCAUAUGUUUGUUUUUAAAAGCUGUUUUUUUUUUUGUCCCCCCCCCCCCCUCUCUCUCUUUCUGUUGUCCUCUCUGUUUUCUGUUCUGGCCUCUCCUCCAAUUUUGAGUCACUUGCUCCUUUAUCUUGCCCUUUUUCCUCCCCUUUUUAGAUUCUUUUAAAUGUAUUGACUGAAAGCAGCGUUGGGGCGCCCAUUUAUGUGUCAGUCUCAGUAUGAAAUGGCCUCAAACAGACAGUUGGCACUGUAUUGUAAACUUUUAACAUUCUUUUUAUUUUGUAUGUAAAAUAAAGUUCAUAUUUCAAUUUA
Messenger RNA from Archocentrus centrarchus (flier cichlid), 2145 nucleotides. RefSeq names its product DR1-associated protein 1 (negative cofactor 2 alpha) (gene drap1). Gene Ontology annotation, cellular component: nucleus; negative cofactor 2 complex. Gene Ontology annotation, molecular function: core promoter sequence-specific DNA binding; RNA polymerase II general transcription initiation factor activity; protein heterodimerization activity. The record is from RefSeq and is a predicted model, not a curated record. The transcript is spliced from 7 exons. Gene Ontology annotation, biological process: transcription by RNA polymerase II. Lineage: Eukaryota; Metazoa; Chordata; Actinopteri; Cichliformes; Cichlidae. The coding region runs from base 183 to 863 and encodes 226 amino acids.